This is a messenger RNA of Zygosaccharomyces rouxii, 1929 nucleotides long. It is a transcript of the gene HDA3, whose product is annotated as Hda3p. The record is from RefSeq and is a predicted model, not a curated record. NCBI's taxonomy places the organism in Eukaryota, Fungi, Ascomycota, Saccharomycetes, Saccharomycetales, Saccharomycetaceae. Gene Ontology annotation, cellular component: HDA1 complex; nucleus. The transcript has a single exon. Bases 1 to 1929 code for a protein of 642 amino acids.
AUGGAUUUACUUAAAAUUUUAGAUACCAAGCCCGUGCCUGCAAUUGUAGAUGCACGCAUACUAAGUGCAUCUGAUAAUACGAGUGGAGAUUAUUGGCUGCCAACCACUAUGUGUCUUUAUCAGAAGGAACUUACGGAUCAGAUUGUAUCUUUACACUAUUCUGAUAUACUUAGGUAUUUUGAAACUAAAAACUACAAAGACGACGUUGUUCUACAUUCUAUGGAGACUUUGUGUUUGAAUAGUGGAUAUGUGGCUACUCAUCCUUAUCUUUUAAUCGAUCACCAUUUACCAAAAUCUUUAAUCACAAAGGAUAUUCCUGGACAUUUAGCGGAAACUAGUGGUAAAUUUACUGUUCUUAGAGAUUUGAUAAACUUGGUACAAGAAUAUGAAACUAAUACGGCUAUUGCAUGUCGUCCAGGUAGAACAAUGGAUCUUUUGGAAGCUUUACUUUUGGCAAAUAAGGUUAAUAUUAAGAGAUAUGACGGACAUUCGAUCAAGUCUAAGCAAAAAUUCAAGAAUUUUUCAUGCACAUGCCACCUGUUUCCCUCUGAAGGUUUAGAUUUAGUUAACUAUCCAUUGGAGGUUGCCAAUCAAUUCGAUAUGUUAAUUUGCCUUGAUACUUCUGUGGAUACAAAUGAUCCCAACAUUCAAACGGUUUUACAACAUGCAAGAGAUCGCAAUAGUGAGGAGUCUAGAGCUCCCAUCGUAAGAUUAAUUGCUAUUAAUUCUGUCGACCACUGUGAACUAUAUUUUGAGAAAUUGCAUGAUAGAAAAAGUAGAGAAUUUUUGGAAAGCGUUACCGCUGCAGUUGUAGUCUUAAGAGACAGGGUAGGAACUCUGCCGCCAGAUCUAAGGCCUAUCUAUGCCCAAAACGUGAGAUACCUUAUGGAUUGGUUGGAAGACCCAAGUAUACCUUGGCCACUACCAGAUUUGUAUGCGAUUAAGAAAUAUACGCCUAUGGAUGUUGAAAAGUCACUACUCACUGAAGUUCACUACAGCCAGAUUGAGGACGAACUGGAGGCAGCUUUCAGCACGGGUAAGAAGCGCGUACGUACAAGAGGUGAUAAGGAUAAUGCUAAAGUUGUUGAAUCAAGUUCUUUUUAUGAUGUUAAAAGGUUGAAAAACGAUUAUUCUACAAAUCCUAUAAAGCAAGAUAUGGGCCGUAUAACAGGGAUUGCUGAUUACGUGGUCAUGUCAAACAAUUAUCAUUUAUCAACGGGAAUUAUCACCCAUAAAUUAAUUCAAUCCAUUGGUCAAACGUAUUUGUACCUCAAGUUACAACGUGAAGAAAUGGCCUUUUAUGAUAACCUGAAUGAUAUUCAAGAAAGACGUAAAAAACUCUACCAAGAUGAAGAGGCUGCCAUUGAAAAGAAAUUCAAAGAUGUAAAUUCACGUCAUUUGGAAAAUUUAAAUUCUUCAGCGGCAUUAGAAUCUUCCAAUCAAGUCAAGAUGGAUACCAUUGGGAUGAAGGAGAAAGCAUUGGAAGAGUUGCUACAAAUAUUAGAUGGCGAUCGAGAUAAAUAUAAAAAUAUGAAAGAGUUGUUUCUGGAACGUAGAGAUCUAGAGAAUGAAAUUUCCAAGGAGGAAAGGUUAUCUAGUUCCAAAGAAAUGGAAAGAGAAUAUAUGGAGAAAGAAAUUGAUAGGGCCACUAAGGCCAUACAAGAUAUGGAAACAGAAAUGAAAGCCAAAACUUUAGAGGCAGAAGAAUUGCAAAGGAAAAUGCUGCAAGCCGCUGACAGCACUAACCAUCAGAGAGAUGAAGUUUUGGAAAGGAUAACGAACCUUAGAUCACAAAUUGGUUCAGAGAAACUCAACCAUGAGGAGUUAGGAGUAAAAGUUGGCGUAGUUACGGAGAAGUUAAAUAAGAUGCAAACGUCCAGAGUGCGAUUGGCUAAUAGUAAAAGCGGCACGGGCAGACGCAUGAAAUGA